Molecule: messenger RNA, 798 nt
Organism: Juglans microcarpa x Juglans regia
Lineage: Eukaryota; Viridiplantae; Streptophyta; Magnoliopsida; Fagales; Juglandaceae
Product: transcription elongation factor SPT4 homolog 2-like
Exons: 5
Coding region: 105-497 (130 amino acids)
Biological process (GO): positive regulation of DNA-templated transcription, elongation; mRNA processing; regulation of transcription elongation by RNA polymerase II
Cellular component (GO): DSIF complex; nucleus
Molecular function (GO): zinc ion binding; RNA polymerase II complex binding
Source: RefSeq, a predicted model, not a curated record
UUAGAUAGAAAGAGAAGAAAGGAACGGGGAAGAGUUUUCUUGUCACAGCGUACACCAGCUUUAUUCAUCGAUCGAGUGAUAAAAUAUCGGAGGGGAAGACCAGAAUGGGAAGUGAUCCGGCACAGAUUCCAACGAGCUUCGGGCAUGAGCUGAGGGCUUGCCUUCGUUGCCGCCUCGUCAAAACCUACGACCAGUUUCGGGAAUCGGGGUGCGAGAACUGUCCUUUCUUUAAGAUGGACGAGGAUAACGAACGUGUCGUUGAUUGCACCACUCCUAAUUUUACUGGGAUAAUCUCGGUCAUGGAGCCAAGUAGAAGUUGGGCUGCUCGGUGGCUGCGAAUUGGUAUGGAAAAUUUGUCCCUGGUUGUUACACUCUUGCAGUCUCAGAGGCCCUUCCAGAGGACCUGCAGAAUUUAUGUGAAGAUGAGCACGUGCAAUAUGCGCCACCAAAACGUAUAUGAAUGUGGAAAGUAUCUGAAAUUUGAACAUUUGAUGUAACCAAAUCCUUGUUGCAAGACCCAGGACCAAAAAACGUUGAAGCGUUCUUCUGCAUCCUUCUACAUAUGCGAUAGGAUUUAAUCCUUUUUUGUUGUCUUUCCUCUUUUUUUUUUUUUUUUUUGUUUGGUUGUCUUUGAUUAGCUUGCGUGGAAGUUUUGGUUCUUAUAAGAGCAGACAAAAGAAGGAAAAAAGAUAUAGAAAGAAAUGACCUGGCCUUUAUCCACGAGGCUUUAUAACGACUUAAAAGAGACAGAAAUUCAUGUAAUUGAUAUAUUUUUAGGCAUUGCAAAACUCUUCAUCA